AUGAGUGAAGAAGAGUCUAGAAGAGCAAAGCGCAUUGUCGUUUCUGAUGACGAGGAGGAGGAUGCACCAGUGCAAACUGAAAACAACAGUGAAGAAAACCCACAACAAGAUAACCAAGAUGAACAAGUAAUUAAACAAGAUGAAGAAAAUCAAGAAGCUGAAGGAAUGGAUGACUUAUUUGGUGAUGAUGAUGAUGAACAAGAUCAAGAAGAUAACAACAACACAAGAGUGGAGAAUGAUGAUCAAGAAAAUAAUAGUGAUAAUGAUGAUGUUCAAAGAUAUUCAGAUCAAGAAGGUUUAGAAUUCGCUGUGGAACAAGAAAAACCAACAAAAGAACCAACUGUGAUAGGUCUUGAUGUGGUACGUCAUCCACCAGGCUUCCAACAUGAAGAUGAAAAAUUAUAUUAUACCAAAAUUCCAAAUUUCUUACAAGUUGAUCCAACAAGAUUUGAUGGUAAAGCUUAUUUAGAAGAAUUAGUGGAAAAUUCAGAAUCUUUAAGUAAAGAUGAUAUUGAAUUAAAUAGACUUAAAGCUGAAAAUACUAUAAGAUGGAGAUAUGCUAAAGAUUCCAAUGGUGAAUUGAUACAUGAAUCUAAUGCACAAGUGAUUGAAUGGUCUGAUGGUUCAUUAUCAUUAAAAUUAGGUGAUGAAUAUUUUGAUAUUUAUAAGACCCCAUUAACUGAUACAUUCUUAACAACUUUUAACGAAGAAAGUGGAUUAUUAGGAACAGAUGGUGUUUUCACAGAUUCUCUAAAACUUGUCCCAACAUCAACAAAUUCUAAAAUACAUAAGAAAUUAACAAAUGCAGUACAAGCUACACAAUUCAAACCUUCAGCACAAAGUGUCUUCAUUGAUAAAGAUCCAGAUCAAGAAGCUAGAAGAUUAGAAAAACAACAAGAACAAUUAAUUAGAGAAAGAAGAAGAAAAGAAUUAAAAGAACAAAAAGAAAAAGAAAAAUAUGAUACUGAUUUACCAAGAGCUUCAUCAAGAGUUACAAGAGAAUCAUAUUACGCACAACCUAAAACUAAAGAUGAAUAUGAAGAAGAUGAUUUCAUGGUUGAAGAUGAUGAAGAUCUAGAUGAAGACGAUGAUGAUGAAGAAGAUGAUUUAGCUGCAGCUGAAAGAUUAAGAAGAGUUAAAAACGAAGGUGCUGCCAAAUAUCAAGAUGAAGAUGAAGAUGACCAAGAGGUUGAAGAAGAUGAUGAAGAUUCAAAGAGUCGUAAGAAACGUAGAGUGAUAGAAGAUUCAGAUGAUGAUGAAUAA
Hansenula ciferrii is the source of this 1263-nucleotide messenger RNA. RefSeq names its product Paf1-complex subunit LEO1 (gene LEO1). Gene Ontology annotation, molecular function: RNA polymerase II C-terminal domain phosphoserine binding. Bases 1 to 1263 code for a protein of 420 amino acids. The transcript has a single exon. Gene Ontology annotation, cellular component: Cdc73/Paf1 complex; nucleus. The record is from RefSeq and is a predicted model, not a curated record. Gene Ontology annotation, biological process: positive regulation of transcription elongation by RNA polymerase II; transcription elongation by RNA polymerase II. NCBI's taxonomy places the organism in Eukaryota, Fungi, Ascomycota, Saccharomycetes, Phaffomycetales, Wickerhamomycetaceae.